GUUAGGAGGGAGUUGCAGGCAACAAGGAGAUUUAAACGACAAAAAGGAUAAUUUUCUUCUUUAAAUUACUAUUAUUUUGCAUCACCUUUUCUUUCCUGCCUUUCUUUUCUCUUCUCCCCUGAGGACAUCUUAUUUUAUCGUUUUUGGGGAGGGACUCUUAAGAAAUUGUGUUGCGAAUUGGGCGGCGGGGGAACGUAAUUUCCAAAAUAAGCUAUUUUUGUAGCUUUGAAAAGGAAGGAGCUUUGGAAACAGAGAAAUAUAUACCUCUGAAUGACUAUUGGUAUUAAAGGGCAAAAUAGGGGAAUUGUUCCUACGGCAGAACUGGGGACUGUGACUCUCUUCUAGCUUGUUUCUGCGAAAGAGAUUGGUCUUCUCCAGGCUUUGGAGUUAGAAGGUUCAUAUCUCUAACCUCCUGCCACCUUUUUUAAACUUUAGGGGGCUCCCGCAGAAGCUGCAAGGAGCUACGCUUCUUGCCCUCUCUCUUCCCAGGCAAGCUGGGCGGCGCUUGUGCUCUGCCCUCAACCUACAGAAACGUGUGUGCAAGAGCGAGUGAAGUUGUGCGUCUCUGUUUUCUGUUGGUCUUGCUUGUUCUUGCCCUGGGCACGAGGGGUACCCGGGUCGAUCAGUGCACACUGCUCGAGGUUGUUUGCAGACCUUCUUUACUCUCUGCUUGCCAGACUUAAUCCUUUUUUCGUCCCUCCUCCCUGUCGCUGUUGCUAUGGUGUCUGGGCUCUACAUGCUACUCUGGGCAGUGGUGACGGCAACGGCGCUGCUGAGCCGGCUGGCGGUGGCGGUGGGGCCGGUGGUGCGAUGCGAUCCGUGUGACACGCGGGCUCUGGAGCAGUGCAAGCCCAUGGUUGCGGAAUGCCCGGAGCUGGUACGCGAACCGGGCUGCGGGUGUUGCUUCACCUGCGCUUUGCAAGAAGGACAGCCGUGCGGCGUCUAUACCGAGCGCUGCGGCUCCGGGCUCAGCUGCCGGCCUCGAAGCGACGAGCCGAAACCUCUGCAGGCGCUGCUCGACGGCAAGGGGCUCUGCAUGAACGUAAGCGGCGACGCGGCGGGCGGCAGCAGCAGCAGUUCGUCCGCCGGCAACAGGGUCCGUGACUUCCUCCUGCGCGGGACCCAUGGACCAGGGAAUUCCAGUGAUUCAGAUGAAGACCAGAAUAUUAGUAGUACAGAAAAUCAGUCUGUUCCCAGCACCAACAGGAUGUUAGAUUCCAAGUCACAUGUCCAUCAGACCAAAAUAGAUGUCAUAAGGAAAGAAUAUGCCAAAAAUACCCAGCGCUACAAGUAUGAUUCACAAAGCACAGACACACAGAAUUUCUCUUCUGAAUCUAAACAGGAGACUGAAUAUAUGCAUAUGAAAAUCAAAAGUCUGGACCCUGUAGAGGAAAUAUUGGUAAGCCGAGGGUCCUUGUCGAAGAGAGAUGGAAGAUACAUUAAACAAUCUGAAGAUUCUGAAUGUUUUAAGUCCAAGAGGAUUGCAUAUUCCAAACUGUGACAAGAAGGGAUUUUAUAAGAAAAAACAGUGUCGUCCAUCCAGAGGCCGGAAGAGAGGCUAUUGCUGGUGUGUGGAUAAAUAUGGGCAGCCACUCCCUGGAUAUGAUGGGAAAGGAAAAGGAGAAGUCCAUUGUUACAAUUUAGAAAACAAAUAAGAAGAGGCCACCAACUUCCAUGGAGUCUAUAUAUGGCAUCUUUACCAGCCAGAGGCCUUGGAGUGACUGGGCUACAGCGUGGAAGGCGUUGGACUUGGGAUUCUGAGUUUGGGCCCCUGUCUAUAUUGGGGAGAGUCAAUAACUCUGGAUUCUGCAGCUGCAUCCUGCCACUGAUUCACUUUCUGCUUUCCAUAGAUUUAUAUUGGGAGCUCUGAAAUCCCAGAUAAAUCUGCACUAUUGAUCCCCAGAAUGAAUAAGAAAAGAGAAAAAAAAGGCACUUCAGGAUGGAUUCAGGGAGCAUCCACUCACUUUGUUUUUUGUUUUUUAAAUAAUGGCCUGUGACCAAUUUGAUCCCGAAAGAUAAUUAUGUUUUUAUUUUGAAGAAUUUGUAGACUUAAUUAUUGUGAAGAUACAGGUAUGACACAACCCAAGCUAAGCACUUUUGCUUAUAUGUUUAAACAUCUUCCAUUUAAAUAAAAGAAACUUAAGUUUCAAUCUUUAACCUUAAGAAAGAGCCCCAUUAAAUUCAUUGGGAACUUAUAGUUGAUAAAUGUGUAGGAUUUUGCUAUUAAUAGUGCUUAUCUUGGGCUGAAUCAAACUCAAGGGUUUAAACUAAGCUGUUUUGUUUUUAUACAGGUCUUACAAAAAUUUUAUUUCACGGGUAAAACAUGUUUUAUUAAAAGAAAAAGCUCAAAGAACUUUUAAAAGACACAUGUUUCUAUUUGGUGAUUUUUCCUGUAAAAUAUACUGUAUUAUGACUAUUCUGUUAGUCUGUAUUUAAUAUAAUUUUUUAAUAAACUAUUUAAAUGUAACAUCUACAUCAAAUGUUACCCAAUCAUUAUAGUGUAUGCUUCUAAAUUCUCUUUCCCAGAGACUUACCAAGGUCAAUGCAUGUUAAACAGACAAUUUAAAAGUGGAUCAUCCACUGUUUGUGAUUCAAUCAAUAUUUUUAAAAUUCUAGAUACAGAAAAAAGCAGUACUUUUCAGUAGUUAAAAGUGCAAUGCUCAUUAAAUUUUAAUUAGCAUUACUCAUGAAUCAUUGUCCAAUACUGAAUAACAGAAUAACAGACAAACAGAGUUGGAAGAGACCUUGAGGGUCUUCUAGUCCAACCCACCUGCUCAAGCAGAAAACCCUAUCAGGGGUAUCAAAUUUG
Pseudonaja textilis is the source of this 2809-nucleotide messenger RNA. NCBI's taxonomy places the organism in Eukaryota, Metazoa, Chordata, Lepidosauria, Squamata, Elapidae. The record is from RefSeq and is a predicted model, not a curated record.